Glossina fuscipes is the source of this 834-nucleotide messenger RNA. RefSeq lists its product as uncharacterized. The transcript is spliced from 2 exons. Bases 152 to 673 code for a protein of 173 amino acids. NCBI's taxonomy places the organism in Eukaryota, Metazoa, Arthropoda, Insecta, Diptera, Glossinidae. The record is from RefSeq and is a predicted model, not a curated record.
UCUCGAUUGUAUGAUAUAAUAAUUCUUUUGUAAAGCCGGCAGCUUUAGAUGCUAGUGCUAUAUGUCUUGUUUUUGAUUUUUUUUUUAUUGUCUAAAUUAAUUUACAAAAAGUGAAUUAUUAUUUCAGUUACUUGUGACACACCCAACGAGUAUGACCACUGCCGAUAAACAAUUCCACGAUGUACUGAGCCGUCUACUUCGAGACUACCCGGACUUGUGGCGAUAUCAGCGGGGGCCGAUUAAAGGCAAGUACGAGGAACUGGCCGGCAAGGUAAGCGAGGAGCUGCACCGUCCUGUGUCUGCGGAAAAGGUGCGAACCGUUUUGAAAAAUGUCAGGCGGCAUCUGCAACGGCUCGAGAAAGGGCUGUCUCGGAGGACGGAUUACUGCGCAUAUCUGUGGUAUGCGCGAGAACUUGAUCUUAUGCGGGCCGCGGAGGCGAUGUCGAAACUAAUUGAGGAGAAGGAAUUCUUCCAAGAAGAGGUCAUGGUGAAUGUAGGUGAUGCCUUUAUCGAUGAAUUGGCACAAGAACAUACCGUCUUUCUAAGGAGUAGAGUCCAACGCGCGUCAGCUCCUCCGCGAGUCGGCUCUUCCGCGCAUCAGCUCCUCCGCCACACUCUCCCCGCGCGUCAGCUCCCCCGCUUUUCGCGAUUUUCGAUGUAUUCCAAUGAUUAAGACGAUAUUUCUUGAAAUCGAUGUUUACAAUAACAAGAAGAAUUAACAGAAUGUAAAUAUAAGAAAAAGAAGAGGCCUUUUACGAAUUGUAAUGAAAACCGCCUCAAAACGACUAAGUUAAAUAUGCCUGCCACCGAAUCGUUGAAGCGUUUAACAAGCGC